Cadophora gregata is the source of this 1101-nucleotide messenger RNA. RefSeq lists its product as uncharacterized. NCBI's taxonomy places the organism in Eukaryota, Fungi, Ascomycota, Leotiomycetes, Helotiales, Ploettnerulaceae. The transcript is spliced from 2 exons. The record is from RefSeq and is a predicted model, not a curated record. Gene Ontology annotation, biological process: carbohydrate metabolic process; glucuronoside catabolic process. Gene Ontology annotation, molecular function: beta-glucuronidase activity; carbohydrate binding. Bases 1 to 1101 code for a protein of 366 amino acids.
AUGCUCAAGCCCCAGGCGAACUCCAUCAGGGAACUCGUUUCCUUGGACGGACUCUGGAACUUCGCCGUUGCCUCAUCACCAGAUAUCGAUACAGAACAAGCAUGGAAGAAGACAAUCCCACACCACUUACAGGCGCCAGUGCCUGCCAGCUACAACGACAUCUUCGCUGAUCAGGCCAUCCGAGACCAUGUCGGAUGGGUCUACUAUCAGAAGCUCGUGACGAUCCCCAAGUCCUGGUCGCAGGAGCGUCUCUUUCUGCACCUCGAUGCUGCUACCCAUAGAGGCCGUGUCUAUGUCAACGAUGACUUCGUGGUCGAGCACAUUGGGGGAUACACCCCAUUCGAGGCCGAGCUCACGUCGCUGGUAAAACCAGGUAGUCGCUUCCGCUUGACUGUUGCGAUCUAUCAGCACGAUUUCUUUAACUAUGCGGGAUUAGCGCGGUCGGUGUGGCUGUUUACUGUGCCCACCACCUUCAUCAGCGAUAUCACUCUGACUACAGACCUUACGAACGGCGGCAGCAAAGGAACCGUUGACUUCAAGAUCCAGACAAAUCAGCCAAUUGGAGAAGGACACCGGUUUAGUGUGUCCCUGGUGGAUGAGGAGGGCGAAGACGUCGCCCAUGCACGAAGCCAGGAAGGGAGGCUCACUGUUGACUCGGUUAUUCCAUGGCAGCCCGGUGCAGCAUACUUAUACACGCUCCUAGUACGAAUUACAUCAGAAAAGAGAGCUGAAACCCCCAUUCUAGAUACAUACGAGCUUCCCGUUGGCAUACGCUCUGUCCAAGUCCUCGGCAACCAAUUCCUCAUCAACAACAAACCCUUCUACUUCAAAGGCUUCGGUAAACAUGAGGACUCACCAAUCCGCGGCCGUAGCCACGACGCCGUCUACAUGGUCCACGACUUCCACCUAAUGAGCUGGAUAGGCGCCAACUCGUUCCGAACAUCGCACUACCCGUACGCAGAAGAAGUCCUCGAGUACGCCGAUCGUCACGACAUCGUCGUGUUGGACGAGACUCCAGCAGUCGGACUCAACCUCGCCGUCAAUGCUGGCAAGCACGGCUGGCCUGAAAGACCUAGUUUCGGCCCAUGCGGACGCUAUUAG